AUGCUUAUACAAUCUUUGUCACUGUUAGUUGUUUUGCUUAUAAUCUAUGAAACUUCCAGUUCAUUUGUUAACAGAACAACAUUAGCACCAAUACAUAAUUCAACAACUGUAGUUAAGAAACUUGGAAAAUAUGCACUUGGAGAAAAAUCAUCGGGUGUUCAAUAUAUGUCCGAAAUUGGCUCACGUUGUACCGAUGAUGGAUUUUUUCCUGAUAAAAAUGAUUGCCGAAAAUUUCAUGUCUGUUACGGUGGUAUACAAUCAAUUCGUCGAUGUAAAGAAGGUAUGUUAUGGGAUGAAACAAAGAUUGGUUGUAAUAUGCAAAAUAUUACAAUAUGUACUGGUGGAAGACAAAAAUGGAAACAAGAUGAUGAUCCUACUGAAAUGAUAUCAAAAUCGGUUAGAGCAAAUUAUACAUGUCGAGCAGGUGCAAAUGGAUUAUUUGCUGAUCCAAGUUCAUGUUCAUUUUAUCAUUGGUGUGUUCAAGGUGUACUUCAUUCAUCCCAUUAUUGCAAUCUUGGUUUACAUUUUUCAGCUAGUGCCAGUGGAUGUGUUCUACCAAUAGAUGCUGAAUGUGAAGGACAAAUUGCACCACCUUAUUCAUCAAUUGAAUGUGCAUUAGAUCGUUCUGGAUACUUUCCUGAUCCUUAUGAUUGUUCUGUAUUUCAUUAUUGUGAUGGAGUACGAAUUCAAAGUGAAGCAUUACUUUGUUCUGCUGGUCGUGUAUGGAGUUCACGUUUAGAAAAUUGUGCUUGGCCGCAUGAAGUACCUGAAUGUAUAAAUGCAUGCCCACCUAAUUACUCUAGUCAAAUGCGUUUUGCUGAUCCAGCUAUAUGUUCACAAUAUAUUCAAUGUGUUGGUGGUAGUUUACAACAAAGAACAUGUUCAAAUAAUCUUCUCUUUGAUCGUAUUACAAAAACAUGUAAACCCUAUGAACAAGCAGAAUGUCAUGGUGAUAAAUCAGAAUUACCAGUAACACAAACAAAUAAUUUUUAUGCAUUCUCCGAUGGAUUUGAUAAUAAUCCAAUGCCAUCAGAAGGACCGAUUAAAAAACAAAGAACAAAUCAAUUUAAUUGUUUUGUUGAUGGUUAUUUUGGUGAUACACAAGAUUGUCGCAUUUAUCAUGUAUGUGUUGAUGGACGUGAUUAUCGUUCUGUAUGUGCACCAGGUUUACAUUGGGAAUCUUUAUUACGUUUAUGUUUGCCUGCUCAUCUAGUUAGUUGUCAAAAUUCAAAAUCAAUUGACUCAUCAUCAGGGUCAAAGCAAAAUUGGCUUCAGUUAUUUACUCGAUCUGUAAUAAAAACAACGACAACAACAACAUCACAAACAACACCAUUAUCUUUACCCUCGAUUUUUACUUGUGCUGGUCGUAUCAAUGGUUAUUAUUCAGAUCCUAUUCAUUGCCAUAAAUUUCAUUAUUGCGGAACAGGUUGGCAUAGUGUUAUGGAAUGUGAUAAAGGUUUAGCAUAUUCUGUUCGUGAACAUGAUUGUAUACCUAUCGAACUUACUAAUUGCAAUAUCAAUAAAACAAAAAAUAAAUAA
Adineta steineri is the source of this 1539-nucleotide messenger RNA. Lineage: Eukaryota; Metazoa; Rotifera; Eurotatoria; Adinetida; Adinetidae. The record is from the annotation of a GenBank genome assembly.